AUGACAAUGAACAAAAUAAGCCAGACACUGAACAGUCUACCAAAGCAAAUAACUAAGUCAAUUGAGAGUAUACCAAUUAACUAUAAUAUCAUGGUUAUGGGGGAAAGUAGCACAGGAAAAAGUUCGUUAAUUAGGGAUAUAUUUGGACUAGAUACAGCAGAAGGAAUUUCAGUUGAAUGGGAUGAUGACUUACUCCAUGAAAUUGGUGACAUGGCAUGCACUGCAAACCCACUGGCCCAACUAAUAAGCAUUCAUCCUUCAAAUUUGGAGAAAAACAAGACUACAAUCACAGCCACCAGAUAUACCCUGAAGGAGCAUGAAAUUAAAAUGAAAUUAACCGUAUAUGAAGUGGGUGGAAUUGGAGAUGCAGUGAAUAAUCUAUUCGAUUGGGUACCUGCAAAGAAUUUAAUCAUGAACAGAUACGAAGAAUAUCACAUGGAAGAAGACAAAGGCAUACUAGAUAAUGAUAAAAGGAUUCAUGUAUGCUUAUAUCUUGUUAAACCAACUGAUGUACUACGGGAGAUAGACAUAGUUACAAUGCAAGUACUAGGGGAAAUAGUCAAUGUUAUACCAAUUAUAUCUAAGGCAGAUAUGUUAUCAGAUGAAAAGUACAUAGAAAUGAAGGAAUAUAUGCUUUCUACACUUAUCUCCAAUAAAGUCCGUUUAUUUGACUCAAUAUUAGUUGAUGAGUGCAAAAAAGUCGUUGAGAUUAAUUUCAUGCCUUUAAGGUAUUCUUCGCCUAAUAGGGCAUAUUCAUAUGGGGAAUCAGUAGGUCAGGGUGUCAGUGACAUAAAAACAUUGCAGAAUCUUUUGAUAUCGCAGCAUCUUGUGGAUUUAAUCGAAGUAACUGACAAAUACUACGAGACAUACUACAGGGAGAAGAUGAUAAUUGAUAUUUUCAGACAGAAAAAUUCAAAGAUAAGUGAAGACUUCCAACGGAUGCUUGGCCUAGAAGAGAGCAAAAUAAAGAAGAUUUCAAAGAGAAUAGAGCAAAAACAAGCAAGUUAUCAGAUGCUUAUAGCACAGCAUAUAAGUACACUCCCAAAAGAGCUUUUAUAA
This is a messenger RNA of Nematocida ausubeli, 1059 nucleotides long. RefSeq lists its product as uncharacterized. The transcript has a single exon. Gene Ontology annotation, biological process: cytoskeleton-dependent cytokinesis. Gene Ontology annotation, molecular function: molecular adaptor activity; GTPase activity; GTP binding. Bases 1 to 1059 code for a protein of 352 amino acids. Lineage: Eukaryota; Fungi; Microsporidia. The record is from RefSeq and is a predicted model, not a curated record. Gene Ontology annotation, cellular component: septin complex; cell division site; microtubule cytoskeleton.